AUGAUUAAGCAAACAAUGAAUUUUUCAUUAAAAUAAAGAAGAACCUAAUCAUUGGAACCUGUAUUUGAUGAAGAAGUAUUUGGAGAAUUGAAAAAUGAGAAAGAUUUUGAAAUGAGAUUGCAAUAAUUGAAUGAGAUUUAACAAAUCCAUUAAAUAACUCAGAGUUCUGGGAUAUCAAUGUCAUCUGGUCGAAGUAAACCUUCUAAACAUUAGAUGAUGGAGAGUUAUGCUUAUUUAAUAUAAGAGAUGGUUCAUAAUAAAGAAUUACAAUAAUUCUGUCAUUAAUUUGGAUUCUCAAUUUAAGAAUUAGAAUAAUAUAAUUAAAUUGAAGAGAGAUAAAAUUUUGUAAUAAAUGCUAUGUGUAAACACAUAAAAGAAUAGAUGCAGAGUAUAAUUAUAAUUAAAUAGGUUUUAUGACUAAGGUUGAAUUAAGAAUGCAUUAAUAUAGAGUAGAUGAAUGGGAUGAAUUACAAAAGAUGAAUAAAUAGAACAUUAAUAUAUUUGAAUGGUUGAAUGUUAAAUCUAAAUAUCAACAUUUAAGAAAGAAAUUACAAUAUGCUUUAAUUGAUAGUAUAACUGCUACUUAAGUGAAAUAAUAAUAAGAGAAAAGAAAUAGAACAUAUAGUUAAUCUAAUUUAUCAUAAAUAAGUAAAGCAAGUACUGCAUGUGCAACUACAAGUAGAAAAAGAUUAGCAUCUAUUCAAGAAGAAGUAACAGUGAAUCCAAAGAUCUAAUUAGUAUCUGAAUACAAAGAUUUUAAGGCAUAAUGGAAUGAAGAUUUAGAAAAAUAAUAUAGAUUAAAAGGGAAAUCUAAUAAAGUUUUGGGAUUGUAUCCUGUUAUUUAGAAGGCUAUUUUAGAUAAUGUAGGAUAGAGUGUUUGGAAUUAAUAGAGAGAUAGAUUACUCACAAAAUAUACUGAAGGUGGUUGUUUAACAGAAGAGGAAGUUAAAUUUAUAGCAAAUACAUCUUAAUUAUUAAAUAGUUGUUCAGAUAAAGAAUUUCUAUAGAAAACUAUAUCACAUUUAGAUAAAAAUAUUAUAGAUGAAAUUGAAUAUAAUAUAGCUGAAUGUAUAUUGGCAACUUAUACAAAUAUAUCUAAUGAUGUAAAAUCUAUUAGAUAAGUUUGGCUUAAAAAGAUUGGUGCAAAUCUUGAAUAAUAAGUUAAAGAUACUCAUUAUAGUGUAUUAAAGAAAAUGUAAUUGUAAAAGAGUUAAAAAGAACUUGAAAAAGUUAAAGUCAAAAUGGUUACAAUUUUUAAAGAUUUAUAAAAAAGACAUUUAAUUAAAUUAUAAUAAGAAUUAGAUAAAGAUCAAUAUAUUUAAUAAUAAAAGGGUGUCAAUAAAGUUAUUUUGAAAUUCAAAGAUAAAUUAAUGAAAAAAGUUAAAAAAUAUAGAAAUCAAAAGAAUAUUAGUAUUGCCAAUGAUUUCAUUACUAGAAAUAUUCCAAAAUAAGGAUCUCUAUUGUUUAAAAUAAAUAAAGAAAUGAAAUCUACAGAAUAUGUUAAACGUUUAUUUCAUCCACCAUCUAAAUUAAUUAUUAAGAAUCCUGGAUCUCAAACUGAUAGAGCUAUUAAAGAAGAAAAAAAAUAUAAAGUUAGAUCUUAAAGUACUUUAAGAUAAACAGAUUUUAAAAGAUAUCUUAGUGGAGGUCCAUAAACAGAAAGACAAUUUGUUUCUAAAGCUUUAGUUGAUUAAAAUUAAUAAAGAAUUAGUGGACAUAAAAAUCCUCAUGAAUGGAUUACAAGUGAAAUAGAAAUUAUGGCUAUUAAUAAAAUUAAAGCUGCUAUUAGAGCUUAUCUUUAAAGAAAAAAAUAUUAGAAAUAAAAAUAAUUAAAAUAAGAAUAGGAAGAAUUAAAAAAGAAUUUAUUAAUAUCUCUUGGUAAGAAGAAUCCUGAAAGUAUUAAAAAGAUUGAAUUAGAAGUCAUUAAUGUUAUUAAAAGUUUAACUUUAAAUAAAUAAAAGAGUUAAUCAACUAUGUAUUCUUCAAAAUAAAGAAUAUAAUCUGAUAUGAAAUUAAAAACUAGAAAAUUAUUCUAGGCUGCAAAAAAAAAAUGUUUAAACAUAGCUAUUUAAUCAGGUUUUAUGUAUACAGUUGAAGAUGUAAAUCAAUAAGAUGAAUUUGGUAGAACUCCUCUUUCUUAUGCAGCUGAAAAUGGAGAUGAAGCUAUUUGCAAUUAUUUAUUAAAAAUUGGAGCUAACAUCAAUAUUCCCAGUUUUGAUGGUAUGACUCCUAUGCAUUUUGUUUUUAAGAGUAAUUCACUAAAUCUAAUAAUGAGAUUCAUCCAUUUAGGUGGAAAUUUAAAUAAAUUAAAUAAUGAUGGAUUAACACCAGUAGCCUUUUGCAAUCAAGAAACUCUAAAGAAAUUAAAUCUAACUCGGAUGAUCUCCUCUUCUCUUAAAUAAGGAUCAUUUGAUAAUCACUCGAUCUUGAAUAAAAAGUACCCUCAAAACUCUGAUAUAAUAGAAGCACUAGAAUUUUCAGGAAAUUUCAGUAAAUUAUAAUGA
Molecule: messenger RNA, 2504 nt
Organism: Paramecium pentaurelia
Lineage: Eukaryota; Ciliophora; Oligohymenophorea; Peniculida; Parameciidae
Source: the annotation of a GenBank genome assembly